Molecule: messenger RNA, 38235 nt
Organism: Podarcis lilfordi (Lilford's wall lizard)
Lineage: Eukaryota; Metazoa; Chordata; Lepidosauria; Squamata; Lacertidae
Source: the annotation of a GenBank genome assembly
ACACUUCGCUUGCUGGGCCAAAACAGCGGAGGGCGGCUAGGCGGCGCGAUGCUAAACUUUUACCCUUCUCUCCCGAAGGAUAAGGGGGAGCCAGGAGUCGGUAGCCCAAGCAAGAGAGCGAGGAGAGGGCUGGGCUGAGAGGCUGUGGACGUGUCGAUCUCGCCCGACGGGCGGCAGCGCCUAGUCGCGCUUCGGCGGAGGUUUGGCGCGACUCCCCCACUCACGCGCCCUCCAGGCUUGGGGUUCGGAUCGGAUUGCGCUCGGCUGUGCUCGUUGCUGCCAGCACGUCGAAGCACCCUCCUGAGGGAAUGCCGGUCCCUUCGCUGCCGCCGCCGCCACUUCUCCACCGAUUCCUUCUUCCUUGCUCGCUGGUAGCGGCGGCGGCAGCCACAAGUGUUUGCGCUCCCGGAGCCCAGACCUUGUAGUCCCGCGUCCCGUCCCCGCAGAGGCCGUCCCCACGGCUGAUGCGCUACUGUCCGGACCAGGAGGACGGGAUUCCUGCCGACGCCGACGCCUUUCUCGUCCGGUGGUCCGGCUGCCUGCCUGCCUGCCUGCCUCCCCGAAGGUGGAGGAGUACCUCCAGGCGCCUGCGGCGGGGCUCGGGCAGCGCCCUCCUGAGGAUGAGCGCUGGGAAAGUUCUCCUGAUGUGCCUGGUCCUCGGUCCAGCCUCCCAAACGAGGUGAGCAAGCGCCCUGCCUACGGCUCCAGCAUGCCCCAUACUCUCUCUGGGACCUACGACAAGUCGGCCACGGACACGUCGCCGCCGCCGCCGCGCUCUGGCAUACCCCAGCCCCAACAACUUGUUUGAGAAUGCUACACUUGUUCCCUGCAUGCUGACUGAGGAGAGCGGGAGAUCUCUGGGGACCUUUUAGUCUGAGCGCAGGCACUCAGAGUCGUGUCCCGCGGAGAAAGGUGGAAGGGGAACUGCCUGCUUGGCCUCACCCUUCGCGCCUGUAAAAUGGGGAUGUAUGUGUGGAGGGGGGAUUCCAGGCUCUUUGCAAGCGCUUAGUGGAGCAGCAUCAUGUCCCCUGGCUGGGAGGCUUCUCUGACCUUCUUUAAGACUCAAGUUAGGAUGGUUCAGAACCAAGAGGGGGAGAGAGGCAGCUGCUGGGAUAGAUUUGGAAGGUGGGAUAGGAUAUAUUAUUUAUUAACUAUCUUUCUUUUUAUUCGCUUGAGUGAGAUUCACAUGUAGUUAUCAGAGUUAAAAAUAUACCAUCCUUCACAGCCUUGACAAGGAAACUAGGAACUAAGCUGUGUAGCUUAGUUAUAGUUAUCCAGGAUGCCUUUGGCAGACUGAAUCUUCUCCUUUAUUUAUUCCUCUAAAUAAAAUAACAACACAGGAGUCGGUAAUGUAAGGACAUAAAAAUAUUGUUUUCUUACAUAGUUGCAGACUCGAAUCAAGUAGAAAAUAGCAGUGAAAUAAGUCAGGCAAAGUACAUUUCUAGAUUACAAAAUACAUUAUUUAGAUCAGGACCACACAGACCCCACAUCCUAUCCUACAGCUGCAUGGUGAGAAAGAGGGUGUUCUCUGAGCAGGAAGGAGGUAAUAAGAAUUAUAUUCCUACUGUUACCUUUCCUGCCCCUCCAAGCAGAGGGUGUGACCUCACGGAGUGCCCUCUAGGAAUUUACAGGGGAUGCCUUGUGUCUUCAGCCUUUGUUCAUCCAGCAAACAUGGAAUUUUACAUUUUGACUGGAGCAUCGUUUCUCCACAACCCCCUUCUCAGGCAUAUAUAACAAUUUCAUGCACAUUUUAUUAACCACCCUGAGUCCCAUCUUGACUCGAAGAUUCUGGAAACUGUCUCUCAGUAGAGGUUUGGUGAGAAGAUCAGCAGUUAUUUAUUUUGUCUGGCAAUAAGCCAGUUCUACAAGUACAUCUUGAACUGCCUCACGCGCAAGGUGAUAAAUUCCCCCAAUAUGCUUGGUUCUUGAGUGAAAAUUCUCACUCCAUGACAGCUUCAGACAACUCUGGUUGUCCUCUAUCAGUCAAAAGGUCCUCUCCUGCACUAACCCAAAGUCUUUGGUCAGUUCAUCGAGCCAGGCUAACUCCCUGCACACCUCUGUAGCAGGCAGCUGCAUGUUCAGAUUGUGGAAGAUAAAUGUACACCAUUCUGUUUAUAAUUGCCCGAAGAAAUGGGAGCCUUUGCAAACAUGAGGAAAAAUAAACACCUGUGGAUUUAAACUCUUUAGAGUCCCCAGCCUAGUCAAUGUCCAUUUAACCUAUGAGUUCAGGGUAACUGUCAGCUGGCAACUUAAGUUUACAGUUCAGUGGGUGAUCCUACUUUUUGGCUCAGAAUUCCAGCUGUGUUGCCAAUAUCUGGCCUAGUGGUGGUGGUCAGGUACAAAAGUUUUCCUUUUGCUGACCUGUACUGAUUGUUGUCAGGCAAUAGUCUUGAGUGUUCUUGGCUCUUUAAAAAGCCAGCGUUCAUAGGUGUUGCAACUGGGUGUGCUUCUUGCAUCUCCAGAUUGUCAAGCAGUUCAGUGACAUUCUGCUUUUGACUUAGAAGAAAUUAUUAAUCUUCUUCUCUGUUUGAAAACCUAAAUAGUAGUGAGCUUUUCCUAUUUCUUUAACCUCCACAUCCUUGCUUAGAUGCUGUACCGCUUGUGUGUAGUCCUGGCCAUUUUCAGUUGCAAUAAAAAGAUUAUCAGCAAAUGCCAAAACAUAAUGUCCAUAAUGUCCAAAAUAGUCCAUUUUUGCAUUUAGUGUACAAAUACUUUUCUGUGUAGCCUUGUUUGUACUCUAGUUGUAUGAGCAUGCUAUGUAACUUUUUAUUCCAUGCUCUAGCACAUGGGUUGGCAAACUAAGGUCCGGGGGUUGGGACCUUCUAAAUCCAGCCCGUGGAUGGUCUGGGAAUCAGCGUGUUUUUACAUGAGUAGAAUGUGUCCUUUUAUUUAAAAUACAUCUCUGGCUUAUUUGUGGGUCCUGCCUGGUGUUUUUACAUGAGUAGAAUGUGUGCUUUUAUUUUAAAUGCAUCUCUGGGUUAUUUGUGGGGCAUAGGAAUUUGUUCGGUUUUUUGUCCCCCCCCCCAAGAAAAGGUCUGGCCCCCCCACAAGGUCUGAGGGACAGUAGACCCGCCCGCUGCUGAAAAAGUUUGCUGACCCCUGCCUAGCAGCUUGCUUGAGGCCAUAUAGUCACUUCUGAAGUUUACAUACUAAAUGUGCUUAAUUUGGUUAGAUAAAAACUUUGGGUUACUUCAUGUAAAUCUUGUCGUCUGAGAUUUUGCUGUGCAAGAUUGCUGCUUUAAUGUCUAUGUGUCUCACUUCCAUUUGCUUAUAUGCUGCUAUGCUUAAAAGCAUUCUAAUAGUAGUAUAUCUUACAACAGGAUCAAAUGUUCCAUCAUAGUCUUCUUCAUAUUUCUGAGAGGAGCCACAGGUUACCAACCUCACUUUAUAGCACUGAAUUAUCUGUACCCUGCUUUACCUUGAUCACCCACUUACUUCCAAUCCCCUUCUUCUGAGGAAGCUUGGUAAGAGACCAGAUUUUGUUCUGGUGCAGUGCACCUAUUUUUUCCUGUGCAGGAUUCAUCCAGAGGCAAGCUUCAGUGUCUAGCAUGCCUUCUAUCUCUUCCCUGGUGAAAGGUUCUAGGGGUUGUACCAACCUCACAAUGUAGGACGGUCUUAGUGGCAGAACACCUCUGUUUGAUAUUGCUGAGUGUCUGACCUCUGGUUCUGGAAUUGCCUCAGUUCCCUCAUCACUUUCUUCAAAUUCAGGCAUCUCCCCAUUAGACUGUUCCUCAUCACUUCUGCUGCUACUGCUGGUAGUCUAGUCCUCUGUGACUUCUUUCUGUUCAUCCCCUGUACAAGAGUGCUGUUACAGCAGGCUGCAGAUCUGGACUGUUAUAUUAGUUGUGGGAAGUACAUGACGUCUUGUGUUUCUUCCUGUGGUUGCUCAGAGAAAUUUACAACAGUUCCUCUUUUGUCAGCUUUGCUGUGCUCAUCAAAAUAAACUACAUGUCUUGAGCUGACAUUUCCUGUCUUUAAGCCCAUAAUUCUGUAGCAUUCUCCUCCAGAAGAGUAACUAAGUAGAAUUCGUUUUUUCUGUUCUGGAGUCCAGCUUGUGCCUAUUCUCUUUGAAUAUGUAGCUAUGGACAAUGCUGCCAAAAACAUGUAUGUGUAACAAGUUGGGUGUGAAAGUUAAAAAGGUGUGUAUAUAGUUCCCUUAGUUGGUAGUCUGUUUUGGAGAUAUUCCACAGUGGCUACUGUGUCUCUCCACAUACGUUUGGGAAGAUUUGCAUACAUCUUGCCACUUCCACACUAGAUCUUUCUCUCUGCAGCUGCACUCUGUUGUGGGGUGUAGGGAACACUCCUCUUCCAGAAGGCUUGUCAUGCCAUUUGAACAAUACUCUUUGCCAUUAUCUGUGACUAGGGUUGAGGGUUUUCUGAAACAAUACACUGAAACCUUUUCUGCCCAAAGUGGACACAUUCAUUGUGUUGCAGUUCAGCUCUGGAACAUACAGAACUCACUGCAAGGGGUUCUUUUUCACUUCAGUUGCCACUUAGUGUACCUGAACCUACAGAAUCAUAGAAUUGUAGAGUUGGAACAGAUCCAGAGCAUUAUCUAGCCCAACCCCCUGCAAUGCAGGAAUCUCAGCUAAAGCAUCCAGGACAAAUAGCCAUCCAAUCUCUGUGUAGAAACCUUCAAGGAAGAAAAGUGCGCCACCUUCCAAGUGAGUUUGUUGCACUAUCUUAACACCUCUUACUGUUAGAAAUCUCUUCCUGGUGUUUAGUGAGAAUCUCCUUUCUUGUAACUUGGUCAUUGGUUUGGGUUGUACCCUCCAGAGCAGAGGAAAACAAGCUUGCUCUAUCUUCCAUGUGUUAGCCCUUUGGAUUUUUGAAGAUGGCGAUCAUAUCUCAUACUAAUCUCUUAUUUUCUAAGCUAAACUCUUGUUAACUGUUUAAAAUAUACAGUGGUACCUCGGGUUACAUAUGCUUCAGGUUACAGACGCUUCAGGCUACAGGUUCCGCUAACACAGAAAUAGUACCUCAGGUUAAGAACUUUGCUUCAGGAUGAGAACAGGAAUCAUGCUCCGGCGGCAUGGCAGCAGCAGGAGGCCCCAUUAGCGAAAGUGGUGCUUCAGGUUAAGAACAGUUUCAGGUUAAGAAUGGACCUCCAGAACAAAUUAAGUACUUAACCCGAGGUACCACUGUAUUGGAAUGGAAAAUAAAUAUAUAAUCUGCCUGCAUUAUACUAUGAAACAUGACUGGAAAUUUCCAUUGAAGCUGAAGAGAGCCUAACUGGUUAAUCAUUAAGUGGGGCUGUAUCUUUGUGGCCCAGUCACAAGAUGUUAAAAUCUCAUGAAAAAGGAUUGUGUUACAGGUCUAUGCAUAUGCUAAUCUGUAGACAUGCAUCUUAGGUGGGGGUGCUCUUUUGUUUUUCAAGCUACUGAAGAGAAAGGAUGUGUUGAUUCUGUUUCCAGUAAACAGCCUCGGGAUAAUGGAGGCUGGAAUGGAGAAGAGUCAGAGCUUUGAUUUUUAACUCAGCAUGCAAGAUAUUUUUGGUCUAAGACAUUAUGCCUUAUGAUGGGAACAGUGUAAGAAAUCAAGCAUCUAACUGAAUGUAACUUUUAGUGUUAUGUUUGGAGUUAAAGUUCUGGAAGUAAAGAUUCUGAACCAUAUUUUUGCACUGGAGAAUUUUUAUUUCAAAGAAGAAUCAGUUUUUAUUCACCCAACUGCUUCCAAAUGUGCAGUAUUAAUAACCUCAAUAACUCCCUCAACUGUUUCUUAUAAGGCUUGGUUUUCAAACCCUUGAUCAUCUUAGUUGCCCUCCUCUGUACAUGUUCCAGCUUGUCAAUAUCUUUCUUAAAUGUGGCACCAAGAACUGGAUUCAGUAUUCUAGGUGUAGUCUGACCUAGGCAGAAUAGAGCAGUACUUACUUAUUUCCCUUGAUCUGGACACUAUACUUCUAUUGAUGCAGCCUAGAAGAGCAUUUUUGCUGCUGUAUCACAUUGUUGACUCAUGUUUAGCUUGUGGUCUACUAAAACCCUUAGGUCUUGCUUGUAUAUGCAGAUGCAGCCUCUAGAUUAUCAAGCAUCUGAGCAGCAGUUUCGUCUUUCGCUGUGUGAAUCAUUUCAGAAGCUGAAAUAUUGUCAAAGAGGAGUGAUGCUGCUAUAUCACUCUCUUAAUCCCAUUUCCCCUUUGCUGUUACGGCUUCUUGGCUCCCUCCUCUGAUCCAUUCUAGCUCAAUGCAUGGCAAAAUGCAUUUCAUUUUAAAUCUGGUUUCUGUUUAGGGAAGUUUUAAUGUUUGAUGUUUUAUCAUGUUUUUAAUAUUCUGUUGGGAGCCGCCUAGAGUGUCUGGGGAAAUUAUUAUUAUUAUUAUUAUUAUUAUUAUUAUUAUUAUUAUUAUUAUUCUCCAGCAGAUAUAGUUGUCCUCUGUAAGUUUGGACAGCUUAAAGUUUGCCUCAACAAUAAAAUUCUCACUAGCAAUCUCAAAUAUUAAAAAAUUGGGGGAGAUCACAAAAUUGAAAAAUUGAGAAAAAUGUGCCAAAUUCAAAAAUAAAACUUAAAAUUCAAAAUGAAAAACUUCACUGACAAAGAGAUAGUCUGCUCAUAAGCCAGAGGGGUCUUUGGUCCCAUUGCAGUGCAGAGCCUCUCACCUGUCACCCCAAGCGGUCACAGUGUCCUUUUGAGGGCAGUUGUGCAAAGGCUAGAGGCAGCAGACAACAACACGAGAGGCAAGGAGGCAAGCUGAGCCCGGUCCAGGGCACCCUGAGGCCAUGAUGCUUUUCCAAGGGGGGGGGAGGGAAAGAUGGGGGGGUUUGCUGUGAUGAUGACCUCAAGAGAAAAGUCCUAGGGCUGGAUCCAUAAACACAGACUAAGAAGCCUGGGCCCGCAGUUUGAAAGGUUGGUCCCAGAUGCAGUUAUCCAGUGAUGGGGGACAGACAGGUAAAGAACAACUCUCCUCUGGAUGAUGUUCUAACAGGUUCUGGGACAGAGCCCACUGAUGAGGCCCAGCUCAAUCUCCAUCCCGGAUAUCUGUGGCUAUUCCUUUGGCUGUUGUCUCUAAAUCCUGAAUAGACCCAUUAGUGCUCCCUUUCAGUAGGUUUGUGCAGCCGCAACCCCCAGGUCAAGGGGAGGCAUUUGCCAAGGGCCAGAUCCUAACCCUCACCACCCCUGCACAGAGCCCACUGCCAGCCCCUGUAGCCCUCAGCUGCCGUGCUCCUCCUCCUAUUCCUUCUUCACCUUAAAACAACAACAACACCUGAACUAGUUUUGAUUUUGAAACUAAACCAAAAGCUGAGCUUUCAACUUGGACUGAGAGGUAUCCUAAGCCUUUAGUUUACAUCAGAUGAUUAAUUAAUUUCUUUUACAGAUCACUUCCUUUGAAACACCUUGAAGCAAUUUAGCAAAUAAAACACAUAUAAAACAAUUUCAUAUAUAUAAAAAAGGAUUUCAAAUCCAAUACAGAUACGGUCUGAGAUAAUUAAUUCGUUAAAUAUGUCAGGUGAUUUAUUGACUAGUUUGAAGAAAUCCUCCCCCAAAUUUCAGUGCAUACACUAUUUAGAAGAUAGCAUGACCAUGACAGAUAUUCUCCCGGGAGGAGAGGAAGACCCAGUCCUUGCUUAGAAAAUCAUUUGAAACUGGAGCUGAGGCGUAUAUUGUUGUGUUGGCAACAAUGCUGUCAGCAGAUCAACCAUCGUCUCACAGGACUUCUUUGAAAAUGUGAUGGGAAAUCCACAGCAGGCUUUAAGUGAGGAACCAGUUUAUCCAUGCAAAUUACUACAUGCUGUUAGAGGGCACUUUGAGAGAAGAGUGAAGAUGGUAAACUGAGACCUUGAUCACUUCCUUGCUGCCAAGCCUCCUUGUCACAAAUAAUGCCCUUCUCCUACAUCCCUCUUUUGCCAGAAUGCAGGCAGGGGGCCAGUGAUUGAUCCCUCUCAUGAACAGAUGGAGCUGCCUUCAGUCCAUCCUAGGCUUGCCACACAUAAGGAAAAUUCCUGACAUGUCUUGGUUUUGGGGUGUAAAAAUGGGCCCGGGGGAGGGGGGAUUUGCCGAAGCAGCAAAAUGUCAGGGAAAACCCAGAUGUAUGGCAACAUGGAAAAAGCAGUGGAAACAGUUCCAAAACCUUAAAAAUUACUGUUGGGGGAAAGAACUAAACAAUUUGGGUUUGUUCGCAAAAAAUGCUCAACAAUUUUGGGGUUUGUCAAUUUUGCAGAUGUCAGGAAUUUUACUUUUUGAUAUAUGGCAACUCUUGUCCAUUCAGCCAAACAGGCUGCAGGCUGUGAGAUCCAUGGGACUGUGACCUUCUUCAUGCAAAGUAUGUCAAUCAACUAUGGUCCUCUCGCUUUGCAAACAUCCCAAGGAGCAACCAAACUAUGGCAGGCUAGAUAUGACUUCAGAAUAAGCUGUCACAUGGGGAUGGUGGCUUGGGGAAACCCCAUGUAAAAUCAGGCCAAUUAAAGAGGAUUCUAUCCAUCUUUUAUAUUCCUCCUUUUCCUUGCCCUGAAAAAGCAAUUUUGUGAGUGGUGCCCAAAACGAUAGCCUCUCAGAAUUCCAUAUGUGCCAGCAGGCCCCAAAGUUGGGGGGGGAGGGGCUUGCACCGGAAUAUAAGCAUAACCUUUCUGAGUCAGCCAAGGUCCAUGUAGCCCAGUAUUCUACCACAAUUUGUGUUCAGCAGCAGGCUGUUCUGCUCCAUGGGGGGAUUGGUGGCUGCCCUGAUGAUUGAAGUUAGGCUGUUCACCUCUGAGUUUUAAAAUCAUCUGUAUGACAGGCCAUCCCAAUAUCUCAGCAAUGGACCAUGUCUGUGAAUUAUGAAGAUGUUCUCCUUCCAUCUGCUCUCUGCUGACAGCCAUUUCAAGGGUAGAGGCCAAGAUUUGUUGCUCUAGUAGCAAGGAAGAGUCUUGUAACACCUUAAAACUAACAAAUCUUAUCCCAAAAACUGGAGUCUAAACCUUCUGUCACAAUGGCUCUACUCUGCCUCCACAGUCAAAGGAUGUUUCAGAUUACCAGUUGCUAGAAGCUACAGGAGGGGAAAGUCACUGUUGUGCCUGGGUCCUGCUGGUGGGUUUCCCAUUACGGGCAUCUUAUUGGGCAUUCUUACUGGCAACAAGUUUCAUCAGAGGUCCUCAAGUGAUUACUGCUUUGAGAGAAUCUUCUCCACUCCCCACAGUUUUAUCAAUCAAUUAUCAGGUCACCUUGUUCUCUGCCUCCAUUUCUGCAAGCUAAUCCUCCCUUUCCAACCCCAACUCCACUGUAUGCCUUCCCUCAUACAGGGGCGGAGGAAGGGGAGCAGUGGGGUUGGCCCACCUUGGGUGUUAUCACUGAGGGGUGGUGACAUUCGGCGUGCCACCUGCCUGUAACUCCCAAGCCUACCCCGAGCCCUUCAUCUUGACACCCCCUGCAAAUGAGAGGUGACCCUGUUCUCUGUACCUACCAGGGGGGAAGAGACUGGUGGCAACCACUAAUUAUGGGUGACUGAACAAAAGUAAGCCUGUGGGAUGUUGGAUGGAUUUGGAUGGAUUUGGAGUGUAGGAUAGGAUAUUCUUAUUUAUCCCUCCUCUUACUUGUAUGAGCUUAAUGUCUAGUAAGCAGAGUUUAAAAUUGACAUUUCUUUGCAUUAUAAAAUGUGGAAACUCCUGAGACAAAGGGUUGCUUUACCUUAAUAUUAAUAUCCAGGAUGCUUCAGCAGAUUGUAUGUUCCCCUUUUUAUCCCUCUAAACAAAAUAAACACAGAGAAGUCUGUAAUGCAAGAAUUUUUUUUGUUUACUUACAUAAAGCUUCAGAUUUGAUUGAGCAGUAAGCAGCAGUAAAAAACAAGACAGGCAGAAUCUACUUGUACAUUACAAAAUAUAUGGUUGAGAUCAAAAUGGAGUCUGUGCUCAGGAGAGAACAGACAAGCAUCCUCUCUCUUUUGUUACAUGGGGAAGAAGACUGAGCUCUGAGCAGGACAUAAGUAGUAAGGAUUCUUCUUCUUUUGGUUACCUUUCCCUGUGAAGAUAAGCAGAGGAUGUGACCUCACAGAGUGCUCUCUCUACGAAUAUACAGGGGAGCCCCAUGUGCCUUUGCUUAUCUAGCAACACAUGAAAUUUUAUUUUGGCUGAACUAUUGUUUCCCACAUGGACUGCCAAUCAGAGUUGAUGAGCUUACACACCUCCUCAGAAGUGUCUGGACCAGAAAAACAGCACAAUUCAGAUCUGGAAACUAAUCUCUGAAUCUGCCAAUCUGGUGUGUUUUUGUUGCCCCCUUCUGAGCUGACUACAGUAGCUGAGGUCUGGGUGCUCUUUCUUUAACCAAGUGUGCUUGGCCUCUGCUGACAUGGCUUGAUUUUGGGAUAAUGUCAAGCAUGACCCAAGGAGGGGAUGUCAAAACCCAUCUUUCUCUUCUGAAUCUGUUAAUUAAUAUGGCUGACACAUCCCUGGCCAGGGAGCAAAGCUGUCCCUUAGCUUGCCUGCCCACCACAGCCCAUCAUGCACACCCACCAUAAAAUGUGUGUGCGUGUGUGUGCGCGUGCGUGUGUGCGCGCGCACACACACGCACACAGGAUGAUAGUGCUCCAGUAGGUCUCUCCCACCUGAGCUGCCUUUUCAUGAAUUGCCUGGUCAAGAGAGGUGCUUGUUUUGACAAGCAGGUUUUACAGUAUGUCAGGCAUGAAUACCUUUUCCUCUUGAUUCUGUCUGAGCAAGACAAGAGCUGGGCUGUACCUUUCACAAGUUGCCAGAUUGAAUUGCUGUGUCUUGACACAACAUCUCCUCCAGCCUGCUCAGCUCUUGAUUGCAAAAUGUUUGCUGCGUGUGACAUUUCCAUUAACAGGCACAAGGCAUGUCCCCUGCACCUCCCUAAUUGCUUGGUGCCUGCAGGAGCCUUGCCAUCACUUAUUACACCUGGGAGAUGGAAGAGCUUCCCCUGCUUAUUACUGGGAAGUGGAAGCUGGGAGGGGAGAUUGUAAACUUCUCACUAAAAUUGAAUCAAUAAGCAGGCAGAGGAAGGGGCAUCUCGAGGCACACGUCUUUAAAUCCAGUGCCUUAUUGUAUUACGGGGUGUGUGUGUGUGCGUGCACGUGUGCUGGGGCACAUCACAGCAGCCAACUUACCCAAUGGCACAUAUUGAAAUGAUCUCUCAGUUUUCCUGCCUGGGAUUCAAAAGAGCAUAAGAACAUAAGAUGAGCCCUGAUGUAUCAGGCCAAAGGGGGCCCAUCUAGUCCAGCAUCCUGUUCUUGCAGUGGCCAAGCAGAUGCUCAAAAUAGAAGCCCACAAUCAGGACCUGAGCAAAAGAGCAUUUUCCCUUCCUCUGGUUUCCAGCAGCUGCUGUUGCAAAGCAUUACUGCCUGCAUAGGAAGAAGUAGCCAUGGAUAGCUUUCUCUAUGAAUUUGUCUAAUCCUCUAUUAAGAACAUCCAAGUUGGUGGCCAUGACUGCUUCUUGUGGAAGGGAGUUCCAUAGUUUAACUUUGUGCUGUAUAAAGGACUUCAUGUUAUCUGUCCUGAAUCUUCCAACAUUCAGCUUCAUUUGACGCCCACAAAUUCUAGUGUUUCGGGGGGGGGGUAGUUUUCUCUGUCCACUUUCUCCAUGCAAUGCAUGAUUUUAUAAACUUCUAUCACGUUGCCUCUUACUUGCCUUUUCUCUAAAUUAAAAAGCUCCAAAUGCUGCAACCUUUCCACAUAGGGGAGUUGCUCCAUCUAACUGAUCAUUAUUGUUGCCCUUUUCUGAAACUUUUCCAGCUCUUCAAUCUCCUUUUUGAGAUGAGAUAGCCAGAACUGUACAGAUUUAGUGUAGCAGAGCACCUGCCACUCAAGCCUCCAGUUCUUUACAGCCCUGGUUCUUUGCAGCCUUCACUUUUGUCAGGAGUUAUCUCUGCAUGAGCAUGUCAUGUGUGGGGGAAAUUGCAAUAGAACAUAACUAUGCAUGAGUGCUAGUUAGUGUGAAAAGGGGUUAAAACCACAGAGUUGGAUUCCUAGACUCAACUAGUUCACACACACACACACACACACACACACACACACACACAUUCUCUAAUGAGUAAGGAAGUGGAGCAUUCUCUUCCUCUUAUCACCCUUUUCACCAUGUAUCCUAUCAGGAGGUACGUGUCUAAUCUUCACUCCAAGUGUAGACCAUGUGUUUGAAACUAUCUUUUCGUAUUCCACCCCCCCCCCCCAAGUAUUCUGCCUGUGUUCUUCUUGCUGCUGUUUGGAUAAACGGAUUAAUCUGAUCUUUUGAACAAGCUACUCUCUUUAUACCUCUCUUGCAAUGAAGAGACCACACACCUUUAAGCAAAGCAUUUUAAAUGUACUUAACAGUGUGUGGUCUGUUCAUUGCAGGAGAGAUAGAAAGAGGGGAGCUCUUUAUACUACCAAACAGGAUAAGGGGUCUAAGAACCUAUUUUCCCAUGUUAUACUGCUGCUAAACUUUUGUGAGUUUGAACUCUGCUACUGGGUGCUCUCUCCUACUAGAAAGUGAGUUUAGCCCCAACAAUUAAUAGCUGCAGAAAAAAGAAAGAAUCUUUAUUAAGAAGCCCGAAAUUGGGUGGGAAGGAGGUCAAUAGGUGCAUAGAGGAAAGGUUUAAAGAUAUAAAGAUAUAAAGAUUCAAGGAAGAAGACAAAGAAUUGUAAUGGGUGUUAUUUUUGUGCUAUGUAUGGAUAUUUCUUUUGAAUUUGUUGAUUUGUUUUUUUUCUUUUGGUUUUUUUUGAAGAGAAACUCAAUAAAAAGAAAAUUAAAAAGAAAGAAAAAAAGAAAGUGAGUUUAGCCCCACAUGUUGAAUCCAGGCACCCAGCUGAUUCUUUUGUUAUUUACCCCACACACAUGGGUCACAGGGAUUCGUAUAUUUAUUUCCCCACAAUUUGGACUCUGCUUCAGUGACUUGAACAGCAUUUAUUCAAAUGAGCACCCCCUGGAUCCCAUGCCCUAUGAUUCCUUACCCUGAGAGUAAGCCUAAGCAGGGGGAACUGUCGCAGUUGCAUACUGCUUCUUGCUUUACCCCCUGCUGGUCAUUUUCACCCAAACUGCUCCUGCUUUUCCCUGUGCUGAAUUUUGAUUGUAUUCUCCUUGGGACAUGGAGUUCUCCUCUUGUGCUAUGUAAAGUACCAGGAACACAGAUAGUCCUAUAUUGAUUUGUACUGCUAUAGCACAUCAACUUGUAUUGAGGUUCACGUAUGCCUGUUGUGUUAUAUACCGUAUUUUUCGCUCCAUAAGACGCACCUUUUCCUCUUAAAAUCUAAGGGGAAAUGUCUGUGCGUCUUAUGGAGCGAAUGUGUGGUCCACGGGGCUGGGGGGGGCACCCUGGGCUUCCCCCGCCAGCCCCGACCUGCUCUUUGAGGCUGGCGGUGGGGGGAAGCGUGCUUCCCCCCACCGCCAGCCCCAAAGAGCAGGUCGAAAGGAACAGGAAGAGCAGGUUGAAAGUUCCCGCUGCGCUCCAGAGGCUUCGGGUUGCCUUCACUGAAGGUGACUGAACGCACCAUGAACACACUGAACGCACCUUGUUUUAGAGGGGGAGAACAAGAAAAAAAAUUCUCCCCCUCUCUGCACAGCGCCCCUUCAGCGAAGCAGCAGGAGAAAUGGAAGGGGCUCUGUUUCUCCUGCCGCUUCGCUGAAGGGGGGCUGCGCAGAGAGGGGGAGAAUUUUUUUUCUUGUUCUCCCCCUCUAAAACAAGGUGCAUCCUAUGGUCGGGUGCGUCCUAUAGAGCAAAAAAUACGGUACCUCCUCUCCAAAAUGUUGCGAUGGUGUUGGUGGGCAGAAAUGUCCCCUGCUACCCCCACCUGCCCCUGAGUAGCUCCUUUGACUGCCAGCAACUCUCCAGGGUCUGAGAUUGAGAUAUGCUUUUCCCAUUGCCCGCUCCUCCAUGGACUUCCUGUUUCUCUUGCAGGGCAGAGAGCACAGAGGAAUAUGACUACGAUUACCUCAGCAACACCAACAAAACCUGGGUCCUGACCCCCAAAGCCCAGGAGACGGAUGCCACACAGAUCCUCAAUUCCCUCCUCCAGAACUAUGACAACAAGCUGCGCCCCGAUAUCAGCAGUAAGUUUUCCUCCUCCCAAGGGAGACCUCAGCUGGAAGGCACCCUUGACUGAGGGGUGCAGGUUGCAAAGAAAGGGGAAAUACGUGGAACAUGAUUGAUUGCUGGCACUGAUGUUUUGUAUGCUGAGCACCAGGUUCCCAAGUCCAGCAGCACUGGGGUGUAGAGGCAGAGGGCAAAAGUAGUAGAGGGUGGGCAAUGAGAGCAAAAGGGGUGCAGUCCCAGUCUCAGUCUACCACUUGCUUACUUACAGUCAGUCUGGGUGGGCAGGUGGGUGUACACUGGGUGCAGCUAAUCUGGCCAUUUUUACUUUUGAGGAAAAGCAGCCAUAGAGGGGUCCCAGGCCAGUUUUCUACUGGAAAAUUUUCCCUACCCAACUGCUAGAUAGGGGACAAUUUUCAGCAGAAAAACUAGCACAUGCUCCUGAUCCAGAUCGAAAACACUUUCUGGAUCAGGGCUCCGCACCUGCUGCUUCUGCUUCUUUUUUUACUGUGGCUACUUAAAAAAAAAUGUUAGUCACAAGUUGCAUUAGUUUGCUCCUUAGGCUGCCCUUCCAAGAGAGCCCAGAAACUUUAGCUGACAGAGAGUUUUCUGGGAGCAGCAGAGCAGAUUGUAUUAUGCAUUGGAGUCUAAAAUGUUUCUGGGUUCAAUUUGAGGCAGUGACUUCGGCUGCUUCAGCUGCAAGGAACUGCCCACUUCCAAAGGAACCUUUUCAAGAACUUCUCUUAAGGGUGCUCUCCUCUGGGCCAGGGGCAGCCUGAGGUGUUUUGGCACCAGCAGCAAACUGUCCCACUGUUGGCCUCAUGAUGGGCAGCUGUUAGGCUCUGCAAGGGCUUCCCCUCAAGGAGCAGUCCUUGCAAAGCCAUGCCACCCCCACCAGCGAGGUGGGGAGAUUCAAGAAGAGCCUUUCCUUAAAGAGAAGUCUUUGCUUAAUCUCCCCCUUUCCUGCUCAGCAAUGAGGUUUUGUAAGAGCUUCUUAAGGAGGAUCCCUUGCAAAGCCUCACCCAGGAGUGGCAUGCCCUCAGGGUGGGUGGGUGCAUGGGCAUGCGGAGGGUGCUCCAAGGGGCAGGGCCAUGGGCAGGGCGUGCUACCGGAGUGAGCCUUGCCCACUGCUGCAAAGCAGGGUGCACUCAUGGUGCCCCCACAGGCCCAGUCUCACUUUGCAAGACUCACAAAAACAUGCUGUGAGCAGGUGUGCACCCUGGGCCCUGGGAGCACAGCACUGCUUUUACGAGUGUUGUUUGGCUCACAGGGAGGACACCAUGACUCGUUAUGUCCUUCUCAUAGUGUCCUUAGGCUUCAGGGUGCUGAGUACACAGCAGAUCAUGAUGGGGCAGGGCACGUGGUCCCCCCAACUGUGCCCAGGGUGACAGCCCCCUCAGACCCUCCCAAGCUACACCACUAUUGCACUGCCUGCCCUAUCGCCUCCACUAUGAGAUCUUGGAGGAAAUUGUCACCAGUGCUACUUCUCCAGUGGCAGCAGAAGCAGGUGGCACAGGCAGGGUAGGUGGGGUGCCCAUGAAAGUACCGCAUUGGGAUCUUUUGCCAUCUGAGGUGGCUGCUUCUCCAUGCCUCAUCAUUGGGGCAACCUUGUUCUGGGCACAGGCAUAGCAGGUGUGGACUUUCUGACUGUGGGUGGCACCAAAAUUAUGGAUCAGCCUCCCAAUGAGAGACGCCGCAGGCCCCUUCAUGGCUAACUUUUAAGUAGACACAGAAAACUGAUUUGUGUUCAUGGGCAUUUAUUUUUUAAAAGUUUUAAUUAUUGUAUUUCUCUUACUGCUGUUAAGUUUGCUGUCUGCACAUUUUCAUUGAAUUUCAUUGGAUUGCAUUGUUGUAUUGUUUUCAGAGCCACUUUUGGGUGCGCUUUUGGGAACACAUAAAUCACUGAGCUCACCUAUCCUCGUGGCUGCCCUUGGCAUAUAACCCUCUCCCAUGGCUGACCUGUCUUCUCUUUUGUGGUCUCUUUUACAGUCAAGCCCACUUUCAUUGAUGUGGACAUCUAUGUAAACAGCAUUGGGCCUGUCUCUGUGAUCCACAUGGUGAGUGCUGAACCCUUUGGGAGAACAGUGGAAACUGGAAGAAAUGUGGAGUGGCGGAUAUGUGUAUAAGUGGGUUGGGGAGGGGAAAGGAGAGAAGGAAAGAAAGAAAGUGACUUGUGGGCAUCCAGUGAAGCUCAAUGUUAGAAGAUUCAGGAUAGAUUUAAAAAAUUAAAUCCUACAUACAGUGCAUUGUUCAACUAUGGAACUUGCUUCCACAGGAUGCAAUGAUAACAACCAACUUGGAUGGCUUUAACAGAGGAUCCUCCAAAUUACUGGAAGAGGUGAAGAAUAUCAGUGGCUACUAUCCAAAAUGGCUAUGUUCUGCCUCCAUGGUUGGAGGCUGUGAUGCUUCCGAAUCCUAGUUUCUGGAAACCACAGAAGGGAAGGGUGGUCUUGUGCUUGAAUCCUCCUUGAGGGUUUCCCACUGCGGCAUCUAGUGGGCCACUGUGAUAACAGGAUGCUCGGCUAGGUGGGACACUGGCCUGAUCCAGCAGGACUAUUCUUAUGUUGUUAUCUUCUUAUCUCAUCUGUAUACUCACCAGAGAAUAUACACACGGAGACGACCCCCCACCCAUCCACCACCAAUAUGUUAGGGAUUUAGUGCUGCCAGAAUUACUAGCUGCAAAGUCCCCCUGAAGUCAGCUGGGAUUGAAGUUGCCCAUGCCCUGUCCUCUUUCUUAUAUGGUCGGCUGAGACUAGGAAUCUUCCAGCCCCACAGAAUCAUUCCUCCCCCUCCACCCUUGGCCUCAUCGUUGCUCAGCCUUCCACUGGAGCAGGCUGAGCUAAUCCCUUUUUCAUUGCCAAUUGCUUAUUCAAAGGGGUGAAGAGACCCUUUCCCUGUUAAACCACUGAACAUGUGUUUUCAGUAAGCCAUCAGCAUUUCCUCGGCAAAUAAUAAGAACCUUUUUAAAGCUAUAAUGCCGAGCCUCUUUGCUGAAGCUGCUGCCAUGCAUAUUAAGAAAGGAGAGGUAGGGCGCUGUGCUAGGGGAGCAGCAGCUUUCAUUUGUGAAAAGCCUGCUCACAGGAAGGAACGAAGGCUGCAAAAACUCUUCCUUUGAACUAACAAAUUUUAAGAGGCUCUUUUUAUAUUCUGUAAAGUGCUGUAAGGCUUCAGGACCAAGGACAGCACUCUAUUCUUAAGACAGCAGAAAAAUGUAAAUAUUAAAUUCUUGGACGACAAAUUUGAUAACCAGGAGGAGGAGGAAGAGUAGAAGCUCCGGCUGGCUGCCGCUGAUGAGGGUGAUGCUAUGCCUAGAAGACAAGACCAAGAGCCAAGACCAAGAGCCCUCCUGUGGUUUCCAGCAACUGGUUUGCAGAAGCUUUCCUUCCUCUGACUAUGGAAGCAGAACAUAGUCAUUAUGGCUAGUAGGCAUCAAUAGCCCUCUCCUCCACAAAUUUGACCAGUUGUCUUUUAAUGACAUCCAGGUUGGUGGCCAUUGCUGCCUCUUGAGGGGACAAGCUCCAAAAUUUAACUAAAAUGUCCUUCCUUUUAUCUGUCCUGAAUCCCAAUACUCAGCUUUGUAGGAUGUCCAUGAGCUCCAGAAGACAGGGAGAAAAACUUUUCUGUAUACACUUUCUUUGUGCCAUGCAUAAUUUUACAAACUAUCAUGCCACCUUUUCAUUCCAUUUUCAUUAAACUAAAAAUUACCAAACGCUGCAAUCUUCCCUCACAGGGGAGUCAUUCCAGCAUCUUGCUGGACUAUUUUGCUUGCCCUUUUCUGAAUGUUUUCCAAGUCCACAGUAUCCUUUUUGAGGUGAGGUGACCAGAACUUCACAUGCUAUAAUAAAUGUGGUUGCACCAUAGAUUUCAAUAAUGGUAUUAUGAUACUGGCACUUUUAUUUUCAGAUCCUUUUCUAAUGACCCCUAGACCAGAGAAGGGGAAGGGACACUAUAGCCCAUCUUCUUCUUGUGGGAUGGAUUUAGUAGGUAGGAGAGGAUAUAUUAAUUACAAUUAUCCUUCCAGUCCCCCAUUAUGUGUGAGAGACUUAGAAUAAUCAGUUCAGCAUUUGCACUUAGAAGCUGAGUAGGGCGGAGCUUUAGAUUACCACCCCUUGGCAGAAAACUAGAAGCUUAGGAAAGGUUGAUACAGCUCAUUAUAUUUAGCAAGCUGACUCCCCCCUCUAUAAUUACCACAAUUUGUGUGUGUGUGUGUGUGUGUGUGUGUGUGAAAAUCAAACCACACUGUGUGUGUGUGUGUGUGAAAAAAUCAAACCAUACUGUGUGUGUGAAAAAAUCAAACCACACUGUAAAGUAAGUUAAAAAUAGACUUUACUUACUUAAAGUAUUGCACACAUUUUCAGCAAACAACAGCAGCAAAAGCAAUGCAGGUAAAAAUACUUCUAGGUUACAAAAUACAUAGCUGACUUCUAAAAUGGAAUCUGCACUCAGUGAGAGCAUAGACAUCUAUCCAUCUCCAUUGAAGACAUGGUGCAGAAGAACAAAGGGAAAGUGUGCAACAGGAAGCAUAAGGGAUUAUAUCUCUCAUUUCUUUCUGCCACUGGAAACAGGGGAAAUGACAUCAUAUAGCCCUCUCUCUCCACCAAUUGCAUUCCUGUUGUCUGAGUCUGCCCACCUAGAAAUUUUCGUUCUGUGGUAAUUAGCCCCUAGACUUACUAAUUACAAGAAAAUGUAUUGUUAGAUUUUGACUGCAAAUCUCCUACACUUCUUGCCUGUUGGAGGGCAGAACCCCAGCUCAGCUGCAGCCCUCCCCAACUUUGAUUGGAAGUGUGCUAAAGUACUGUGAAUAGGGGAAGGUCAGUGAGCAGGUGGCCCAGCGGUGGUGAUGACACGCCAAUCCCAUAAUUAUGCUGUACAGCCUCCAGCUUCUUCCUAUCAAAAGCCUUGUCUUCUUAACUACAGACAUGUUGUGUUAUCCUGAGCAGAACUUGGCUGAUGUCAUGCUCAAGUUCUCUCCUGGUCUCUUAGGUGAGGACUGCUAGUCAUGAGCUGAGCAUAUGCAUUUAGGGCAUUAUGAUCUGCUGCUAAUAGUGUCAGGCUGCACCUGCUUGGGAGGUGGUGUUGCCACAGGAGGUGCUACAGGAGCAUAACUGGCCUCACUGCAUGUGGUCUGGGGGUGUGUGUUGUAAAAAUGGCCCAUGGGGAGGAGCAGACAAACAUCUCAUUGCUGUAGCCGGUAGAGGUUGCCCUGACCUUCCUGGAAAGGCUCUCUGUCCCCUUACAGGCCCAAUGGGCAGUUGAGGAACAGAGGCCAAAAGAGGAAAGUUAAUCAAAGCUAAGCCACAUUUGACCCCAAGGCUAAGACUUGAGCCACUGUAUGAUGCCUGUUGACUCUUUGCACCUGGGUUACUUAAAGGCCACCUUAACUGCAAUGUGCAUUAGAAUUGGUGGAAGAAGCCUGUUGAUGAGCAAUUCUGCAUUAUGUGUAUAAUCUGUUUGUUUGUUUGUUUGUUUGUUUGUUUAAUUUAUAUCUAGCCCUUCUUCCCAAAUUCCCCCAGUAGGUUGGGGGCAGGGGCCCUAGGAUAGUUUGAUUGUUCAGCCUUUCUCAGAGAGUCUGUGGCAGAUGUUGCUUCCAAGCCAUAUGGCAACCAUUACUGGAGCAGGAGCAGGGUCUGAUCAGGUAAAAGAAAGAGAACAGGAAGAGCAGCUGUCAUGUUUGUCCUGCAAUCUUUCUGAAGAAAAGCGAGACAAGUGAGAGCAGCAACUGAGCCAUUUUGGGGGGAAUCUCAUCUGAGCCAGGCCAGGCUCUAAAAUAAUUCAGACUCUCCAUGAGAAAAUUGUUUUGCUUCCAUGUCACCAACCAGCUGGUCUAGUGCAGGCACUAUUUCUUGUUACAGGUAGGUAGCCUUGUUGGUCUGCCAUAGUCAAAACAAAAUUAAAAAAUUCUUUCCAGUAGCACCUUAAGUAAAGGUAAAGGGGACCCCUGACCAUUAGGUCCAGUCGUGACCGACUCUGGGGUUGCCGCGCUCAUCUCGCUUUAUUGGCCGAGGGAGCCGGCAUACAGCUUCCGGGUCAUGUGGCCAGCAUGACUAAGCCACUUCUGGUGAACCAGAGCAGCACACGGAAACACUGUUUAUCUUCCCGCCGGAGUGGUAUCUAUUUAUCUACUUGCACUUUGACGUGCUUUCAGACUGCUAGGUUGGCAGGAGCAGGGGCCGAGCAACGGGAGCUCACCCCGUCGCGGGGAUUCGAAUCGCUGACCUUCUGAUCGGCCGGUCCUAGGCUCUGUGGUUUAGACCACAGCGCCACCCGCGUCCCUCUAGUAGCACCUUAGAGACCAACUAAGUUUGUUAUUGGUAUGAGCUUUCAUGUGCAUGCACACUUCUUCAUAUAUCUUUAGGUAUCUGAAGAAGUGUGCAUGCACACAAAGCUCAUAUCAAUAACAAACUUAGUUGGUCUCUAAGGUGCUACUGGAAGGCACUAUUUCUUGACACUGAACCCCAAUGACAUUGUUCUGAGGUCUCUUCCUGGUGCCAUUUUCUACACCUGAUCUGUAGAAGCACUUUCCUCACUUAAGGAAUGCAGUCAUAACACCAGCAUAGCCAGUGUGUACUGGUGCAGUUCAACUGAGGCUUGGCAGGGUUACUGUGCCUUUAAGUGAAAGUUUCCUUUUUGAGCAGCUGUUUAGUUGCUUCUGGUUCUGUCACCUUCUUGAGUGACAAUAAUUAUGGUGUGUCCAGUCUGUCAGUAUUUUGAGGGAGGGAUUCAAGGGCACACUGUAACUUUUUUGAUUGGCAUGUUUACAGUGGAUUAAAGCACUCUUGUCACCACAGCACAAUAAAUCUACUUUUAAAAAAUGACUUUUUACAGUUUGGAAAGUUAUGGGGAAAUCGUGGGAUGAACAACUCAUUGACAGAAAUAUGUGUAAACCCACCACAAGCAAGCCAGGAUGAAUUUAGGAUGAUUGUUAAUCAUUGCAUACCCAACCUGUAAUGAAAUCAGAAUGAAUAGCCAAUAAAACUGGAUAUAGUCUAACUACUACAUAAGCUUUGUUCAAGCAAAUCAGGAUGAAGGCUGAAUGGAUGAAGGCCAUCUGGUGGAAUCCUUGGUCAGUUCCUGAUCCUUAGGAGCAAGAAAGGAGAAUUAAAUUGCUGGUUUCUUCUUUGAAACAAAAGCAAUUGCAAAUAAAAUAACAGGAAGUUGUUCUAGCUGGAGUGAGGAAACCAGUAAUUAACUGAAAGCCAAAACUGACUAAUUCACUUUCAGCCCAAGAAUCACAUGGCUAGAAAGGAAGAGGAACUAACUAGGUGUUUUAAAGGGAAGGAGCAAGGAGGAAACUGCUUAUCAAAGGGACAGUGAGAAACAGGACCAUAGCAGAAUGGGACUUAAGCCCCACAGAAGCAUAUAAGAUCUUACCCAUAGAGACAGGCAGUGCUGAGUUUGAUGGGGCAAACAGCACUUUAUCUAUGUGUGAGCUUGCAUUUUAAUUCCACUUCCAGCUGAAAGUACUAGCGCAGUACCUCAGCAGCAUUCAAGAGCUGUGUGGGCAGCCACAUCAAAGCCAAACAAAGGCCACUCCAGUCACUAUGUUUCCAGGGGGCUAAUAUCUGAUUUAUUGCACAUAGCAGGGCAUGGGGGACAAUUGUCCAGGGCCAAAAGUUGCUCCAGGUUUUUUUCAACUGCCCCCUUCCAUAAAUGUUAGAGUGGAACAUACAUGGGAGGACAGUUUUGAUUUUUUAUGGGGAGGGGAGCAGAAAAGAAGCUGCCCUUGAACCAAAGCAGCAACAUAUCCUCCCUGUGUGUUUUGACUGGGCUGUAUUUAGUAAUGUGCUUCAGAUUUCUUGAGUGCAUCUGGACAGGCUUGGGCAUCCAGAUGAAUUAAAUGAUGAAACACAUGAAAUAUUCAUUAAACUAUUGGGAUGUUGCCUAUGUCUUUAACUUGUGUCCCAGUGAAGCUUACAAGUUGCAAGGAGGUGGCCUUUGUUCUGGGCUGUGUUGCUUCAUUGCUUCCAUUCUCUCUCUGUGUGUCCUCUACCUGCAGGAAAUAUUCCCAGCAUGUCUUUGAACUGAACUCUCAAAGCUCAUAGCAGGGGAAGGGAAUCCUGAGCUAUAUGCUCUAGGUUGCACUUCCAGAAACCUCCUACCUUGCAAAAUCUAAGGCGAUUCUCUUGCUCUCCAACUGCCCUUGUGGGACAGUCCUGUGCAUCAGCCUCCUGCUCCUCAGGUGACCAAGAAAUUAGCUUUCUGGAAAAGUGCCUUGUGACUGAGCCAAAAACAGCAAUGACACCUCAUCUCUGAUCCUGUAUAGUCUGUGCUAGCCUCAAGGUUCUUGGCAGAAGCACCUGGGUUCUGGUUCCUCCAUACAGAUGUAUUCUUCUGUCACAAGGUAGCAUGUGACAUUUAGCAACUAUGGGGACCUUUUACCCAUCCCAGCACGAGACUGAGAGGAUUAGUUUAGCAACUGCCCACCAGGGAGCACCUAGAAGGAACCCAACCCAACCAGGCAAGGUUUAUCUUCAUUAUUUGCUCUAGAGGGCAGGGAAUCUGAAGCACCAUCAUGGGUCAAUCAAGUUCAGUGGUACCUCAGGUUACACAUGCUUCAGGUUACAUACGCUUCAGGUUACAGACUCCGCUAACCCAGAAAUACUACCUUGGGUUAAGAACUUUGCUUCAGGGUGAGAACAGAAAUUGGGCUCCGGCAGCGUGGCAGCAGCAGGAGGCCCCAUUAGCUAAAGUGGUGCUUCAGGUUAAGAACAGUUUCAGGUUAAGAACAGACCUCUGGAACGAAUUAAGUACUUAACCCGAGGUACCACUGUAAAUGAAUAAAAAUAACUAACUGACCAAUUGCAUUGCAAAUAACUCAGUUCUGCCCCCACCAAGAUAAAGCCUGCCAUCCCUAAAUAAAUAUUGGCUACACCCAUGAGCACCACUUUGGGGCAUGGGAGGUGAGGAGCAGUGGGAUAGAAUAGGACCUUCAGCCAUUUUGUCUUUGGUUCUCCUUCACAGGAAGGUCGAAAGUUUGCACAAGAACAGGAGUGUCAGUAGUUCGUUAGAAAAGGUUUUACUUUUACAAAGGAGAGCAAAAUGUUCAGCCCAGGAACCUGGCAAUUAAGGAGGAUGGUACUCUCCUUCUGGUUGAUUGAAAGGUUGUCAGGGGAAGGGAGUGAAAAUAUUGUAUGUCAAACUAGAAAAUAGGGUGUUUAGAAAGACAGUCAACAGAAUGGAACAAAAAAAGUAAAGUGAUGUGGGAGAGCUGCAUUGCUGUUGAAGAAAGAAGCCAAGAAAAGGUUGAAAAGAGACCCUGAACUUCUCAAACUGUAAUAUUAGGUUUCUCUUUUAAAAGCAUUUUGUCCAAAACUGUCGCCCAGGCACACUGAGUUGCCCCCCCCCAACAUUGCAAGGGCCCAUCGCGUGUAUAUAAUGUUGCAUAUGUGCCUCUCCGCCCCGCAACCCAGCCAGGCUAACUUUGCUUGCCACCUGCCACCUCCUGACCACCAGCCACCUUACCUUCACUGUAUCUCUGGCAGAAGAUGUGCCAGCACGAAGAUGCUUUCAACUGGUGUGUCCUUUGGGGAGCUUGCCAGAGCACUUUUCUAGAAGGCACUCUGGUGAUCCUCAAAGGGACACACCAGGGUGAAGACGCUUCCUGCUGCCACAUGCUUUGAGAAUCACAGUGGAAUUGGGGGGGAGGGAGAGACUAGGGCCCUCCUUGAAAAUAUUGGGGGGUCCUGCCCCCCAUAGCUCCCCAUAGAUGGCACCAAUUUGCUGCCUUAUUCAAACUUUCAAGCAUUUCAGAAGGAGGGAGCUGGUUUGACUGGCUUCCUUCUUGCCUAACCCUAACCUGUCCCCUCUACAGCUCCCUUUUUUGAUGUCACAGGGACAGACUUGCCCCCCCUCUGCUGGCUUACACUGCUAGUGAGCUGCUGCUGCUGCUCAGUGAGUGCUCCCACCUUUCAAGGCUGUCUUUGCAUAGGUUUAUUUUGGAUCAUCUCUCAGUCUGGAUAACGCAGAUUUGGGACCACCAUGUUACCCUACCUGUACACUACGACUAACAUGUGCUUCAGAGGAUCUGCUACCAGUAAAAUCAAUAGUUUAAUAUGUAUGAGAGAUAGGGUCUUCUUGAGAGGAGCCCCACAGUUAUGGAGCCCCUUUCUGAGUUACUUGCCCUUCAGUGCAAAGGACCUUGGAAACUCAUCUCUUCACUGCUUCCUUUCCUUAAGGGGGUUCAUUACUCAUGUGAUCCUGAGCAAGUGAUUGUACAGCCAAUGGAACCUUUUAUCAUUCCUUGAUGUGCAUCACCCUGAAAAGCCACUUAAGGGACCCCUGAGAGUCAUCUAGUCCAACCCUCUGCAAUACAAAUGCUAAUAAUGAUCUCCACCAAAUGCCACCCAUCAGGGUGAAGAGCUGCAGGUCUCAGUUUUAUGCAGGCUGUGGAUAAUGUUAUUUUGUGCCUCUCACAGGAAUACACCAUUGACAUAUUCUUCGCCCAAACGUGGUAUGACCGGCGCCUUCGCUUCAACAGCACCCUCAAAGCUCUCACCCUCAACACCAAUAUGGUGAGCCGGAUUUGGAUCCCAGACACCUUUUUCAGGAACUCUAAGAGGGCUGACUCCCACUGGAUCACCACCCCCAACCAGCUGCUCCGGAUCUGGAAUGAUGGGAAAGUCCUCUAUACGCUCAGGUAAACCCCUGGCUCCCAGGCAAUCAUUCAACAGGGAUGAAAGAGUCAGGGGAGAGAAGGGCAGCAAAAAAUAAGCAAAUUCAGGAACGAUUGGGGGGGGGGGUCACAUCACAAGUGGUUUUGUGGUUGUCUCUCCCUGGCUUUCACCUACAAAGAGACCAUCCAACUGGCCUCUUCGUACAGAAUGGAUCCAGUUCCAUUUGCUUUCAGACUGGAUCACAGAGGGAAGGAGACAUCCAGCCUUAGAAUGAAAUAAAUGGAUCAUGAAAUGGGCCUAGAUGUGGGUUUGGUGGCCUCAGGUGGCUUCUGAAACACCUUUUGAGGGGAUGCUAAAAUGCUACAGAGAGGCUCCAGAAGUAUUGAUGUUCAUACAAGGUUAGUCGUACUUCUGUAGCAGCUGUCCAACCAGUAUUCCCCAUCCCCAUCUCCUCUCCAGGUUGACCAUUGAAGCUGAGUGCCUCCUCCAGCUGCAGAACUUCCCAAUGGAUACCCACUCCUGCCCUCUGGUCUUCUCCAGCUGUGAGUACCGGUUGCAUAGAUGUCAUGACAGGGCUAUGGGACUGAAGGGUAGGGCAAAAAGAUGCUAAACCUGCCCCACAAAAGAGGCUGUGCAUGGAACUAUAACACUCCACGUCAAUCACCAAGCAAAUAUUGUUGUUGCAGAGGUUGCAUGCCACCUCCAAUCUUAGCUGAGCAGUGCACGAGAAUCCAGGGCAUUCCAUGUGCUCAUCCAGGGUUGGGUUUCCAUUGAAAAUCAAGAUACAGUGGAGGCUGUUGUGUCUAAGAAAUGGGGGUCCCAGAAGACCACAAGCUUCAUGAGUCACCAGUGUGAUGCAGCAGCAAAAAAGCCAAUGCUAUUCUAGGCAACAUCAACAGAAGUCUAGUGCCCAGGUCAAGGGACAUGAUAGUACCACUCUGUUCUGCCUAGGUUAGACCACACCUAGACCACAUCCAGUUCUGGGUGCCACAAUUUAAGAAAGAUGUUGACAAGCUAGAAUGUAUGCAGAGGAGGGUGACCAAGAUGAUCAAGGGUCUGGAAACCAAGCCUUAUGAGGAAUGGUUGAGGGAGCUGAGUAUGUUUAGCUUGGAUAAAAGGAGACAGAGAGAAGAUAUGAUAGCCAUCUUCAAAUAUCUAAAGAGCUGCCACCAUGGAAGAUGAAGUAAGGUUGUUUUCUCCUACUCAGGAGGGUAGGACCCAAACCAAUGCAUUCAAGGAGAUUCCAAUCAACCAUCAGGAAGAACUUUCUGACAGCAAGAGCUGUUUGACUGGGGAACGAACUCCCUCGGGAGGUGGUGAACUCUCCUUCCUUGGAGGUUUUUAAGCAGAGGUUAGAUGACCAUCUGUCAUGGAUGCUUUAGUUGAGAUUCCUGCAUUGCAGAGGGUUGGGCUAGAUGACCCUCAAGAUCCCUUCCAACUCUACCAUUCUAUGAUUAGGUUGCCCCUUUUGGCCUGACUCAGCAGGCUCUUCUUAUGUUCUUCCUUCUUCCCCAGAUCCCUGUAAAUUCUGUGUGGGCGCAAUCCUCACAGCAGCCUCCCUCCCUCGCCGUGGCCCAUGGAGUCCUUUUCUUUGUAGAUUGAGGCAAUGACAGCUCUCUCUGUCUGUCUGUCUGUCUCUUUCUCUCUCACAGUGGCCAUCAUGUGCUUCCAAACACAAAAAGCCCCUUUCAGCCCAUAGACUCAGAUUCUGAUUUAGUGGCUCUGAGUAUGGAUGGGAGCCAAAGAGGACGCCAUCAUGCUGCUCCUUCCUUCCUUCCCUCCCUCCCUGCCUUUUAAUGGGACAGUCGCCUUCCAAACCCCCUCCCGCUCCCCGCCUUCAGCCUGUUCAUUUGUUUGCUUUCUGGCUGGUGCUGCUGCUGUUUCCUGGACUGCACCAGCCCUUCAGCCUGCCACCGCCUGUCAUGUCACUGCUACAGAUCCUGUGCACAGCCUCCUCCCUCUCCCUGUUGCCCACCCACGUGGCUCUGAGCAGUCCCUCCCAGCCUGUCCCCAUCUCCUCUGCAUCUUAGCUAAUUAACAGUACAUGCCACGCAUGCCUGGCAAUUAAUUAUAAACAUAGUUUAGCUAUGCUACAAGGUAUCUCCCACCGCCCCGGGAGGAUUUAUCAUAUAUAGGCAUCAAGAUCGCUGCUUUGAAACAGUUUUGACAUUUCAAUUUGCAGAGGAAAACCAGGAUGCUAGAGACAGCUGCAGCUGGCAGCUCGCUGGAGUCCCCAUUUCUGCUUUGCCUGCCUCCUCUGCCACAUCCUCACUUCCUAAACACAGGGAGAAGCAGGGAGUACCGGGGAGGGGGGGAGGGUUUGCACAUGCAGAAACUCUACAGAUGGGGCCCAGUGGUGGCCCUAUGCUAAUCCCACCUCAUAGCUUCUCAUGUGGCCCUGAUGCGUGACUCGAACCUUAUAGAAACUCAUUUCCACUCUGAUGGUGAGACUGCUGGGGGAGGGGAUGUUAUUUAUGCCUAUGGAGGGACUCAGAAAUUGAGACUCUUCCCUGAAUACAUCUGUGCUCCUGCUGUGUGGAAGCUCCAUACCCCCUCAGAUUCAGACCCUUGUUUGUUGUGUGUGUGUGUGUGUGUGUGUGUGUGUGUGUGCAUGGGGCAGGGAGUCACUUGCAAAAGAUGAGCAGUAAGAAAACUGUCUGAAUCAAUCCCCAAAUCAGCCUGCACCCAACAAUUACAAGUGGAACAAUGAUGGAUGCUGUCUAUAAGAACCUGUGCUGUCAAGCCCCCUGAGACCAUCCAGAAUACAACUAGUGGUCUGUUGAGGUUAGAGGGCACACAUGGGUCACACACACUUCCAAAAAUGUGCUAAUUGGCUUGCAAAGUCUUUGCUCUGUCACAGCCAGCAGGGUGUCAGCUUGGACUAGCAAUGGAAAGUUUUGCAUGCCCAUUGUUGAUCAAACAGGGUCCAAAGUCCCAGAGGCUGUCGUGUCCUUUCAUUCCAAGCCAGAAGGUCAGCUAAACACCUGUCUGUGGCCAGUGAUGUUCCAGAAAGGGCAAAAAUGGCUUCAAAGCCAUCUCUCUCUCCCCUUCUCCCUCCCUCCCUCCCUCCCUCCCUCCCUCCCUUCCUCCUUCUCUUCCUUGAGAGAAAGACCACAUCACGCCAACAUUCCUCUUUCUGAGCAGCCCUUGUAUCUGUGUCAGAUUUUUGGUAGUAAACAAGUAUAAAUCCCAGCAGCAUAAGACCUGUUUGGAUCUUACCAGGUGCUGAGAGAAUGGUGGGGAAGGCCUCCUGGUCAGAGGAUAUAGGGGCUCUUUGUAUCUCUUGCUUGCCUGACAAGGGUGAACAGGUCACGAGUCCUUUCAAGCUGAGGAGGGUAGGCUGUCAUUGCUGAGGGGCAGAUUGCAUGUCUUGCCCACAGUCUGUGUCCCAGUUGAGGGGCCUUGGGUAGCAACAUGGCUGGCAGUUAUUAUUCUCCAGCAGUUGGAGACAAAGCUGAGCGAGGCGCCCAAAGCAUUUGCAGCCUGAGGGAAGGGGCUUGUGCCCCAAUCCCUGGGCAGAGGGAGGGCUGUAGUACCUCGGGUUACAAACUUAAUUCGUUCUGGAGGUCUAUUCUUAACCUGAAACUGUUCUUAACCUGAGGUACCACUUUAGCUAAUGGGGCCUCCCACUGCCGCUGCGCGAUUUCUGUUUUCAUCCUGAAGCAAAGUUCUUAACCUGAGGUACUAUUUCUGGGUUAGCGGAGUCUGUAACCUGAAGCAUCUGUAACCUGAAGCAUCUGUAACCCGAGGUACCACUGCAAAUGAAAAAGACAACACUGAUUGAGGAAAGAACUUGAAGUGCUCUGCACAAUGCUGCCCGUUUCAAAUGUGGGGAGCUAACAGCCACUGUGUCCUCCUGCUGCUUUAUCUCCAAGCCCUUUGGGGAUUGGCAGCUUCCAUCCUCCUCAACCACCACCAUUGUUGUUCCUGGGGGGCUUCUAGAGGCUGCUAGUGGCUGGAUAGGAAGCUAAGGAGACAUGAAAAGAUGUUCCCACACUCACACAUGACAGUGCCACACACUUAGCUUGAACCCUGGUCUUCCAGGUCCUAGUCCAAUACCCUAACCAGUACGCCACCACUUAUGCUGCCUCCUCAGAAGCAAAUAAGGGCAUGGGCCAGUUAAGGGCAUGGGCACUCUCCAAAUGCCCCAAUGGGGGCACCCUGAGGAGGAGUCACUGGGACAUUUUUCAAGGGUAUCUGCCCAGGGAGGAAUGGUAAAGAGGAAACCACCACCCAAAGCAGCAGUGGGAGAGGUGUGUGCAUGUAUGCAUACUUGGCUCUGUGGUUCAGCACCUGCUUGGCACGCAGAAGGUCCUGGGUUCAAUCCCUGGCAGCAUCACCAUCAAGAAGCCCCCGGGAUGCCAUGAGCUGCUGAGAGGAGCCUCUCUCUGUGCUUGGUGGACCAAGAGCCUGAUUCAGAAGGUAAGGCACUUCCUUACAUUUGUAUACUUCAUUUCCCUCAUCACGGGUGGGGGAUCCCAGGUGGUCUCCCAUACAAAACAUUGACCAGGCCACUUGCAGGCUGCAUAAGGCAGAAUCUUAGGAUCCCCAUGUUCCAAAUUUCCUCAGUCAAUGUCCGCAAAUUUUAUUUAUCAUAAGUUCAACAGGGAACUUUAUUAUUUUUAAAAAGGCUCACUAAACAUCCUAAGAGAAAAAGAAGAUAAAACAUUACCCAGCCAAGUGAUUUAUUUUUGUUAUCUUAUCAAUAUUUAUCUUAUUUAUUUACCUAUCUCAUAAAACUUAUACACCACGUGAAUUGAAAGAAAAACCUCAAAGUAGUUUACAAAAAGAAUAAAACAAUUAUCUGUUUAAAAACAGUUGAAAACAGCUAAUUAAAUGUUCAGAUAAUAAUUAAAAGAUGUAAUAAGCUAAAAAUAGAUUAAAACGUAUGUAAACAUGUGUAGGCUUGCCUAAAAAACAUUUCCAGCAGGUACUUAAAAGAGUACAGGGAAGGCACCUGCUUGGUGUCAAUAGGCAGGGAGUUCCAAAGUGUGGGUUCUGCCACACUAAAAGAUUGAUUCCUCCCAAAUGCAGAAUGAGUAUUGUGUGGCACCUGUAACAUGGCCAGUUCUGCAGAUCGAAGUGGGUUGAGUUGUAUAAACAUAUAUAAAUAUUAUAUAUUAUUAUAUAAUAAUUUAAGAUGUGGGGGUGAACAGUUCGCUAAGUUACUAUUUAGCAAAUGGAUGCACCCAGUAAAAAUCAUAAAAAAUUGUAACAUAGGUAUAAUGAAAUAUAACAAUAUAAAAUAUUCUGAAAUCAUUAGCAGUCAAAAAGCACAGGGAUCCCAGUGAAAGGACGUCUGAGGGUAACAGCCAUACUUUUGAGAGAGGCAGUCUGAUCACAUUCAGGACCACAAACAGCUUCUGACAAAGGCUGAGUCUUUGAGCUAUUUUUAAUUUGGCAAAAUCUACACUUCCAACAUGGGCUGCCACAUGUUCAGAUUUCCCCAGACAUUUCAGCAAUUUUCACCUGGUGACUGUUUACGAGGGCCGAAUACCGACUGUGUCCGGGAAAUUCCAGACAUAUGGCAACCUUAGAUCUAUAACAAUAACAAUAACAAUAAUUUAUUAGUUAUACCCUGCCCAUCUGUCUGGGCCUACCCAGCCACUCUGGGCGGCUUCCAACAAAAUAUUAAAAUACAGUAAUCCAUCAAACAUUAAAUCUUCCCUAAACAGGGCUGCCUUCAGAUGUGUUUUAAAAGUCUGGUAGUUGUUGUUCUCUUUGACAUCUGGUGGGAGGGUGUUCCACAGGGCGGGUGCUGCUACUGAUUCCCUGGUUCCCUGUAACUGGCCUCUCGCAGUGAGGGAACAGCCAGAAGGCCCUCAGCGCUGGUCCUCAGUGUCUGGGAAGAACGAUGGGGGUAGAGACGCUCCAGGUAUACUGGGCCAAGGCCAUUUAGGGCUUUAAAGGUCAACACCAACACUUUGAAUUGUGCUCAGAAAUGUACUGGGAGCCAAUGUAGGUCUUUCAAGACUGGUGUUAUGUAGUCUCAGUGGCCGCUCCCAGUCACCAGUCUAGCUGCCACAUUCUGGAUUAGUUGUAGUUUCCGGGUCACCUUCAAAGGUAGCCCCACAUUGCAGUAAUCCAAGUGAGAGAUAACCAGAGCAUGCACCACUCUGGCGAGACAGUCUGUGGGCAGGUAGGGUCUCAGCCUGUGUACCAGAUGGAGCUGGUAGACAGCUGCCCUGUUUUGCCCCUUGUUAGGAAGGGAGGUUGCCAGCUUCCACCAGGCAGGUCAUGGCCUCCUGACCCCCUCUGUUGCCCUGAAAAUAAUGUGAAGCAAAAAAGGAAACUAUCUCAGUAUUGUCUACACUGACUGGUAGCAAAGGUACUCCAGGGUUUCAAGAAGGGAGUUCUUUGCAACCCUACCUGGAGAUACUGCUGUGGAUUGAACCUGGGGCCUUCUGCAUGAAAGGCAGAUGCUCUACCACUGAGCUAUAUGGAAACUUCCCUGGUGAGGAGAUGCAAUCAGGAACCUUCCACAGAUGGGCAGGGUGGUUAAAGUGGUUAAAGAGAGUCCUUGCACAUCUUCCUUGGCUACCAGUUCUUCUGAGCCAGCCCAGUGGCUGUAAAGCCCCUUUGAUCAAAUUAACAGGAGGGAGGAGCUGUGAGGUGGCUUGCAAGAGAAUCCACUUUGCAUGGGCCUUGACCUUCCUGCCUGUGUCUGCUCUGCUCCUUCCAGAUGGCUACCCACGAGAGGAGAUCAUCUACCGCUGGAGAAGGUACUCUAUUGAAGUCUCUGACCAGCGAACUUGGAGGCUCUACCAGUUUGACUUCACAGGUCUGAGGAACACAUCUGAGGUGCUCAGGACAGGUGCUGGUAAGACAUUUGUCCCACAGGAGUUGGGCACAUUGUAGGUGGUGGUUUUUUCACAUGAAAAACAAGUGAAUAGUUUGGAGACUGGAGGGCUGGGAGGGCAGGAGGAGGCGGGAGUGGAGGGUGCAGAGGCAGCCUCUCUCUGGGCCCCCCCCCCCCCAGUUCUUGCUGAGAGCCCACAGAAGCUGUAUCUGCUUCCUUUUCUUUCCCCCGCUCCCAAAAGCAGGUACCAGGCUGUCCUUAGGGAACCACAACACCUUCCUUCAGAGCUUCCCCUCCACUUUGGCACAGGACCUCUUUGGGCUCUCUGGAGUUCCCUGGAAGCCCCCUUGCAGUUCCUGAGCCCCACAUACUGAGCACAUUCAAAACUCCUACAAGCAACAUUGGAAAAGGAAAUAUUUAUGCUAAAAUCAUGCAUUGAUUAAUCCAUACUCUUAAUCCAUUUAUGAUUGGCAGACUGCAAAUGAGGAUUUUUUAUUGCUUGGAAAAAGAAGGUUUUAAUUGGAGCCAUUCUCUCUGAUAGGCCUAAAAGGCAAGUGUUCCUUCUUCCAGGAAGGUGGCUGCCUUAAUCAUGCAUUUUCCCAGCUAGUUGAAUUUGGUUGCUGGAGGCUGACCUCUGUGACUGAAAAUGUUCAGAAUGUCUCCUGCAUUGUCCAAUAUGUUGUAAUAUUUGGCUAAAAGAAAGCAAGGAAACAAUUUUUCUCCAAGGGGCAAUUAUCCACCUGACCUUCCUUUCACAAAGCAAUCAAGUACCCCUCCUCAUAUAUGCACAAAUACAGCACAUUGUAAGCACGCAUAGAUCAUCACACAGACCAGACUGUAGGGGGGCAGGACUGAACUCUGGUCUUCCUCCUGGUCUCUUAUUCUGGACCCUCGUGUCGGCCACACCCAGAGUUCUCACAGACAUGUUUCCUACAAAGUGGUGAGCAAAAGGAUUUAGGAGCCAAGGAGGGAAAUGGAGCAGGUGCAGCUCCAGUGGUGAAGGUAGUUCCAGACAUUGUUGAGCAUUGCUGCAGAAGCACAGCCUCCCCCUUGGGAAGGGCCUAUGUCUGGCAGAACACCUGCUUGGCAUGCAGAAGAUCCCAGUUUCAAUCUCAUGCUUGGCAUCUCCAGGUAGUGUUAAGAAACAUUCGCUGCCUGAAACCCUGAGGAGCCAUUGCUGCCAGUCAGCAUAGACCUGUCAUGGGCAAACUUGGCCCUCCAGAUGGUUUGGGACUACAACUCCCAUCAUCCCUAACUAACAGGACCAGUGGUCAGGGAUGAUGGGAAUUGUAGUACCAAAACAUCUCGAGGGCCGAGUUUGCCCAUGCCUGGCAAAGACAAUACUAAGCUGGAUGGACCAACGGUCAGAUUAGGUAUUGGGUCAUUUCCUGUGUUACCUCAACUGAAAAUACAAGUAUCAGACCAUGUGUGGUACCUUUAGAUGGCCUCUCAAGCUAGAAGCUGUGACUUCUGCAGCAGCCCAGCAUAAAAUAAAGGCAUGCAGAGGUGGCAAUGUGAUUUGCGGAAUGGCCUGUUCUUCUGACCUGCCCGCCUCUCUGUGGCCUUCUCUAGGGGAGUACAUAGUCAUGACCGUCUCCUUUGACCUGAGCAGGCGGAUGGGGUACUUUGCCAUCCAGACCUACAUCCCCUGCAUCCUGACGGUGGUCCUUUCCUGGGUCUCCUUCUGGAUCAAGAGAGACUCUACACCAGCCAGAACAUCUCUGGGUAAGGAAGGCAUUGCCCUCAGCUCUGGUUAACCCCUGCAGCACCCAAGAGGUGGAGCUAAGUACAGUGGUUAUUCCAUCUCAGUUGGAUGACUAAACCAGGCAGCAUGGCGUGAUGGAGCAAGAAGGCUAGUUCGCUCAAAACUGAGAGGGAAGAGAUGAAGCAAGCUGGAGGGAAGCUGAGGGAAUUAGAGUGACUCUUGUGAGGAGGGGAAGACCCUUGCAGGGGAGGGCUGUGGCCCAAAGGCAAAUAGGUCCAACACCACUGGUGUUGUUGGCAGUCAUCUGUCUCAAGACACAAUGGAAUAUAUCAUUAGGGGUGAAACUGCUGUGUUAGCAGCACCUCUCCAAUGGUCCAAAGGAAAGCAGAGCUAUAUGUUUGGCACCAACUCAGCUGCAGGAGUUGCCUAAAGGAAGCAUACAAGGCACUAUCCAACUGCCUUAGGGACUCCUGGUUUGUGUAGGUUUUACUCCUUAGCCUUUUCGUCUCCCAAAUAUGACCCACAAGGCAGGGGGUAUGGAUUGUUCAUCAGGGUUUACUCUUGAAGCCUUUCUGAUGAAUGAGCAAAGCUGCAAGGCAGUGGAGGUAUAGAAUCAAAGUUUACCUUUUCUUAGAUGGGCUACCUUCCCAGGUUGAUGAGCCUAAUCUGCUCCUCACUUCCCUCUACAGCAUGUGCAGAAACUGCCUUCUUGACCGUUGGACUGACUAUUGGUCUCAUCCGCUCAAUCCAACAUAGACUGGAUGCAGUGAGAAGUCCCUAACUCACUAAGGGUUUGAGACCCAUUGGCUACCAUCACCUGGUUUAGCCAGUCAGUUGAAACCAUUUCCCACGGUGUCCCCAUUGUCACAUUCUGACAGCUUCUAGGAGCCACAGUUGAGAGCUGAGUGCAGGGUGGGAACCAAAGGUAGACAAACAUCCCCAGAAGGAGCAAAACCAGAAGUACUACCCCUCCCCUAAAGCCCCACACAUUCCAUAAACUCAGGUGUAAAUAUGUGUAAUUAAACCAUAUUUUUUAAAGACACUUGAACCUCCACUGUGUCUUGAUUCUCAACAGAAACACAUCUCUGGGUGAGCAUCUGGAACCCCCUGGGAUCUCAUGCACUGCUUGGCAGAAUUGGGGUUGUGUGCAACCUUUGCAACAAUAAGCACCGCAGUACUUGGUGAUUGCGGGUGAUGUUCCAGUUCCAUGCACAGCCUCUUUUGUGGGGCAGGUUUAGGGUACAUGGGGAUCUUUUUGGCCCAGCCCCAGGUCCUGUCAUGGCAUCUGUGCAACUGGUACUCACAGCUGGAGAAGACCAGAGGACAAGUUCUGGAGCUGGAGGUGUGGGCUCUUUGAACAAACGCAGAGCUCAUGGCUCCAGGCAGGCUAUUUUUCCUACCAGAGAGUUGGUUCUUCCCCUGUCUCUGCACCCCUGUCUCUCUGCACUUCCUCCUGCCCUGCAACAUGCCAAAUUAUUGUCCUCUGCAUGAUAGGAUCUCUGGACCACCCCCUCUUUGCCCACGGGGGGGGGGGGAUGCCAAGUUUCUUGUUUCUUGGGAGGAACAAACCCAUCUCCAUCAGCAAUUUCAACCACGGCCUAAAGCAACUCCUUGUCUCAAUCUCAUUAGAAUUCUCUGCAUCCUGAAUCUUGUUUGGCUUUUAAGACAAUUAAGGAUGCUUUUCAAACAUGGUAUUUUAAUGGCAAAUAUUUUGGGUGGGUGGCUGGGGGUGGGGGUCUAAAUGAAACAUCAUCUAAAAUGGGUGUGGAUGGGGGGGAGGAGAAUUAGGAAGAAUAUAUAUUUGAUUUUAUUAGUAGCAGCAUUGAAAAACCAAUCCACGUGGAUUUCAUACACCUCCACAGCAACUGUGCUGAUGCCUUCCAGCCCCAUCCCUGAAGCCUGUGAAGCCAAGCCCCAAUGUCCAUGGUCUCCCAUGGCUCACUCACUCCACUUGGUGGCCAUAGGCAUGUUAGAUAUAGUGCCAGAGGAAGAUCUGAUCUGACCCUUGUGUAGAAAUAAAUUUUCUUCUGCUCAAGAAAUAAACUUUUAAAGCUUUACUUGCAGAGCAUGGUUUUAAAUAUUACAAAGUAACAAAAAGAUACAUUGCAAAAAGAACCAAGCACAGAGUUUCAUUCUUACAAACCUUGCUCACGCUAAUCCUAGGGCAAAGUUUUAAAUGUCUUUACUAAAAUGUAGCUUUCUGCUAAAGUCAGCAUACUGUGUUUUUGUUUUUGUCCUUCUCCUGCUUGCUGGCAACAGCCUACCUGCAUCUUUGUGUUGCAAACAGUCUCAUUUACAUAUAUACAGGUGGCAACCAUUUUGUGUGUGGGGGGGUGUUCUGUUCCUGGCCCCCACGCACAUUGGUGGAGUGCUUAUAAGCAUUACACCCUGUUCCUCCUCCAUUCUGCCCUCUUCCAGGUCCAAAAGGACCUGCACAUUGGCAAUUGCACGUCAGUUGAAUGUGCCUAAAAUGGCCACCACUUGUACACAUACAUGAAAGCACUCAAAUUACAGCUUGUCUGUUGAGUAGCAAAUCUAAUACAGUGAAACUUCGUGUUACGUACCAUCCUCCUUACAAAUGCUUCGAGUAACGAGUUCCGCUAACCCGGGAGUAGAUGUCCCUUGUUGCAAACUUUGCCCUGGGAUGCGAGCGGAAGUCGCGCGCCGGGGUGCGGCAGCAGUGGGAGGCCCUAUUAGUGAAAGCGGACCUCAGGUUAAGAACAGUUUCGGGUUAAGAAUGGACCUCCGGAACGAAUUAAGUUCGUAACUGGACGUACCACUGUAUUCCUGAUCUAGUCACAAGGCUUAGUCACUAGGUAGCCUACCACACCAAGUGGAAAAAUUACUAGCUAUAUGCGUAGAGCUUCUUUUACAACAACUUGAAUACAAUGCAAUUAAAUACAUUUUAUAUACAAUUAAACUUGUACCUUCAACAAGGCGUCCAGCAGUUUCACCCAGGUGUUCUCCUAUUUCCAGGAAUCACCACCGUGCUCACCAUGACUACCCUGAGCACCAUCUCCCGCAAGCACCUGCCCCGGGUCUCAUACAUCACUGCCAUGGACCUCUUUGUCUCAGUGUGCUUCAUCUUCGUCUUUGCAGCCCUCAUGGAGUAUGCCACCCUCAAUUACCUGGCAGGAAACAAGAAGCCAACACAGCAUAGCAGCAGGAAACCCAGACUGGUGAGCGGGAUGGCGGGGCGGGGGGGACACUGCCUGGCAGAGCUUGGUGCCUCACCCUCCAAAGGAUCCAGGUAAAGGAAGGAGCCAUCAGAGGGAGGAAAGUGAUGAGGGACCAAUCCAGGCUGGCAUUUUGCUGUAGCCGGUAUGUUUUCUGCAACAUGCUCUUGAUGCAAUAAAUAGCACAUUAGUGGUAGAUUUAUUCUGCCUUAUCAGUAGCUCUGUGGUAUUACCCUGAUGCUACCACAUUAUUGCUGUCCAGAGGGAAAAGCCAGAGAAAAAUAAACCAGAGCGUUUUGCAGUAUAACAAAGUUAUGAGGUUUCAAGCAGCAAAUUACGGGAGAUGUGAUGACUGGAAGUGAAGCAUUGUGACUGCCCUGAAGCUUUUUGCAGCUGCAAAUAGUAUUCUUUUGUGCUCUUGAUGGUUUUGGAGUGUGCAACCACCCCAAAAGCGUCAACAGCGCAAAGUUCAUCAGGAAUUUGCAUUAAAAAGGAUGUGGGGCGAGGUGGGGGGCUCCUCACUCCAGAUGAUCCUUUGGGGGCCCCAAAUCUUGUCCCAGAAGGCAGUUGGGCUAAUUGGUUAGGGAGGGGGUCAAGCUGGUCUAUUCCCCCCUGAAAGUUGUGCCAGAGGGAUGGAGAAAAGGACACCCCUGAGCUGUGCCUGCUACCACCUUCCAAGCCAGCACUUGAUUGCCACUUCCACAAGGUUAGGGGGGGAGCCCCUGUGCCCCUUCUCUGCUUCUCUCAUUUGCUCCUCGUCCUUCUCCAGGCAGCCAGCCAUGCCCACCUGAUGAUGCCCUCCUACACUGCCAUCAACAUCAACAGCCUGGUGCACUGGCCCCCUGAAGUCGAGGGCAACAGUGAAGAGGUGGAGAGCGAAGAUUUGGAGCCCUCCUGCUUGGAAGGGAAGGAGUGCCAGCGGUUCUUCUGCUGCAUUGAGGACUGUCAGACGGGCACCUGGCGAGAGGGCAGAAUCCGCAUCCACAUUUCCCGCCUGGACUCCUACUCCCGGGUUUUCUUCCCCACAGCCUUCCUGCUGUUCAACAUUGUGUACUGGAUUGCUUAUCUCUAUCUCUGAGUUUCCUCCAGUAAAGGUCUGCACAAAAGGAGGACUUUGAAGUUUGCCUCUCCUUUCCUCCUCACUUGCCAAAGCUGGGAUUGCAGGGUGCAGCUACCAGCCCCCUCCAGUCUAAAGAGUUGCUGCCCCUGGAGACUGUGAGGCUUCCCUCUUGACCCAUGUUGGCUAGGACAUAUAGUGGUUUGGGGUUGCUGCCGUAGCCAGGGAGGCUUUCUAUGAUCAAGUAUGUAGGCUUGACACAUUUAAAAUGCUUUUGUCUGUAAUAUUCAGUUGAGAAAAAGCCAUUGCUGUCCCCUCACUCACCCUACUGCAUAUCCUCCGAAUUCCAUCACCACUCCCACCCUUGUAGUUUAUUACAAUGUCUGUUCUCUGUCUCCAUGGCCAGAGACCAAACAGCUCUAAAUUCCAGUUGCUGAAAAUCACAAAGGGGAGAGGGCUCUUGUGCUCAGGUCCUGCUCCUUCCCUUUUGGGGCAUCUGGCUGGCUACUGUGAGAACAGGAUACUACACAAAGAUGGGCCAUUGGCCUGAUUCCGCAGGGCUCAUCUUAUGUGUGGGAUGUUUAAAAGGCUGUCAAAUCAACAAUUCAUGUUUUGCUAGAUAGGCACAUAAUAGGAGCUGAAGCUCACAGAGUUUUCCUGUAAACUUGCUAGAGAACUUUGCGAGAGAUGCUCCCACUGUGCCCUGACAGGGGGGAGGGUGUAGAUGUAUAUAUUCUCCUGCCUGCCUUGGCAGACUCUCCUUAUUCUUUUUCAUCUCUUUCUGCUGUGCCAGCAAUGUGAGAACAUCUGCCAAGUCUGAGCUCCAGCUCAGACGCCAUUUUAAGCUAGACUUAAGUAUGUCUUUGUAACUGAAUUACCAUUUUAAGCCUGCCUGAACAAAGCUGCUGUAUCUGUUACUCUUCAAAAAGUAUUCUGAGUGAGUAAAUGUUAUUUUUACCUUUUACAA